AUGGCUGAGAAAAAGGUGCCCACUGCAAAGUCAAAAUCUGCUGAUAAACCUAAAUUGGCCCCGGGGGCCACAAGCGGCUACUACACCGACUCUCUGGGGUUCAUGGCCAUGGACAGCAAUGUACCCGGCUUGUCCAACGUCAUCCUGCAGAAACUGAACAUGGGGAGCUUCGAGGAGUACAGGUCUGCGGUGGAAGGUAAUGAUCUUGCUGAAAAUUUUGGCUUCAGGUCAUAUUCGGAGAUGUUUCAGAAGAUGGAAGACACCUAUAAAUUCUGCGUCCAGUGCAAGAAGCUCCCGUCCAGUGCUCCCGAGGGCCGUAGUAUGAGGCGUUGUAAAAGGUGUCAGAACGUAUACUAUUGCAGCUCGGAGUGUCACAGGGAGAACUGGCCUAUGCACAAGAAGUUCUGCAGGAAACUGAAACUGGCUGCCAUUGACAGACUGGUGGAGUGGCUGAUCUUCACAGGCGAUAUUCCUUUCACCACCUCCCCUUGGACCACGUCCAUUUCUGAUGUGAAGACCUGGGAUGACUGGUUCUCCAUACAGGAGAACCUUGAGGAGAAGAUAGCCAACAUCAUGGCAGGACGUUACAUAGGCAUCCUCUGGUCCAAUUGUGGAAAGCCAAAACCUGAGAACGCCGAACUGCGAGAGUCCAUAAAACGCCUGACCACUGACUUUUUCACAAGGCCAUUGACUAUCGGUUUUGCUAUGAAUGCCUUCCGCAUCGAUCCCUUCACCGGUCCAAUCACUGUACAUGUGGUUGGCGCCUCUCAUAUUGAGACUUUGAAUAUCCGGGAAACAGACUACGAUGAGCUUGCCAAGAUGUUUCCAGGGAACCAGGGUCUAGAGGUGGUUAUGGUCGGCCCAGAAGUGGUCAAUGGCCCAGUGAUGAGACUUCCACUGACAGCUUAUGGCCCACGUGGAAAAGUCUACCUGAGCGGUUACAAAGCCCUAUAUCAUGUCUUCUGGGAGACGCUGGUGGAGAACCAACGAGCAGCGAGGCCUGAUCUCGUGGUGGGCUUCCAUCCAGGAUUCCACGCCUCGCAGGGUCUUACAGAAGGCUGGCUUCCCACCCUGCUUCUCCUGCGGGAUUAUAACAUCCCCUGUCUGUUUACAAUGUACAGUGAUCAAGAGCUGAAAUACUCCCUACAGAUCUUGGCCGAGCUGGAAAUGAAGGUUCUUGGGGCCGGACCCUUCCCAUUCGCCUCCUGCAAGCCUGAACAGGUCCAGUCCGACCCUAACAAGCCCCCCGUCUCCAGCAACUCCCACUUCCUGCUCUUCAAGGGGACCACCUGGCAGGACUCAGAGACAGACAUGGGAGAGUUGGAAGACUAG
Staurois parvus is the source of this 1332-nucleotide messenger RNA. The record is from the annotation of a GenBank genome assembly. Lineage: Eukaryota; Metazoa; Chordata; Amphibia; Anura; Ranidae.